Macroventuria anomochaeta is the source of this 252-nucleotide messenger RNA. RefSeq lists its product as uncharacterized. The annotation marks the transcript as partial. Lineage: Eukaryota; Fungi; Ascomycota; Dothideomycetes; Pleosporales; Didymellaceae. The transcript has a single exon. The record is from RefSeq and is a predicted model, not a curated record.
CCUCUUUAUAACCCGCAAUCCGUAAUCUGCGAAAUGAGGUUCCGAGCACGUAUCCACACAUCCAAAGAAGCGCAAGCCAGAUUGACGCUGGGCAUGGGCCGGACAACUUGCAUUGGCCUUGCACUGUGGACGUUCCAUCUGCAGGACAAGCUGGAGGAAGUCGAUACGAUUCUGGUACUGCUGCGAAGCUGGGUGGACGCGCUCGAUGCUUGGGUGUGUUGGAUGGAGGGUGUGCCAGGGAAGGCGGUGUGA